UCUUCAGUUGUUCUUCAAAAUAAAAUGGAUCAAGGAGGGCUCGUGGAAGAACCUGACAAGGAUGAUAAAGCACGAUUGGCGACAUGUUUUUAUAUACCACAAUUGUUAGGUAACAUUACAUCCAAUGUUAUGGACAGCGAUACUCAGCACCACGAUCAUCACGACUCCUUGAAAGAGACACCUAAUCAAUCAAAUGGAGAUGGAGACUUUUCUGUGUACACCGACGACACAAUGUUUACAAUAUCAUCGAGAGAAGAUGUGGAUAAAAUAUGCCGGAUCUGUUAUGGUGGUGAAUCGACUUAUGAUAAGCUUAUAACACCAUGUCUAUGCUCUGGUUCAACGAAAUAUGCCCACGAGACCUGCCUAUUGCAGUGGAUUAAUUACAAAGGAUCAAGAACAUGUGAACUUUGUCUCUUUAAUAUGGAAAUACAUUGCAAGGGAAUUAAACCUUUUUGGAAGUGGCAAAAACCAAAAUCAUGUGAUGCGGUAACAACGUUAUCUCUCUUAUACAGCGUAGUAAUGUUUAUGUUUCUGGCCAUGGUGAUCUGGAUAGCAAAAAACAGAUGUAUCUCCGCUCUCUGCAUCACCUUAUAUUGCCUGUGUAUUGUAGCAGUUGCUUAUUUCUGCUAUUGUUGUGGCUAUCUACAUUGUAUGAAGCCAUAUUGUAGAGCAUUUUGGGAAAUCAAUCGUCGUUGGUCUGUCGUAGCUCGCCAAAUAAGUUUGGAAAAUGAAGACAAUUUUGAUAGCGAGGUUUAAUUAGGUCAAAAUGUCGACUCGGACUAUUUUAGGAACGUCGGUACGAUAAUGUUAUCACUAAUUCAAAACCAUGAAGACAACACUCCCUGUAAAGAGGGUUCUUAAAUCAGCAAACUCUUUUGAAAGUUGCGUCAUUUAAAACCACUGAUUGAUCCGCAAACUCGUACCCAGGGUUUUCCUCGUCUGAAUGUUGCGUAAACGGCGGUUUUAAAAACGGCCAGACGCCCAGACCGGCCUGUUGAAUUUCAGUACAGAGCGAUUACUGCAUGGUAUUUUAGAGUGAUUCAAGAACUUUGGUCCAAAUAAAGAGGUAAUUUAUAGGCAGAAUUUAAACCCCAGUCAAACCAGAAUGAGAGCUGAUGAGAGUUUCAACAGCACACUAUCGUGCAUUCGCAUCAACUGCCAUCGACUUCGAACUGGUUCAAAAUUUGAUGAGAGUUGUUGGUAUGUCGUGUUGGUAUGGUCGGUCAUGGGAGUUGAUGAGAGUUGCAUAACAGCUAGCGGUUUGCAUUUUGUAGUAGCAUGCAGGCUCAGCAAUGUAGUAAAAAAAGUACAAAAUAAUCCCUGCUACGCACGCAUCCCUGCAUAGCAUUCGGUCAACUUCACUAGUCAACUCUCGCUUCUUAAGUGUCAUUCUUGUUUGCCAUCGCACCAGAGUUUAGAAAACUGUCGUUCAAACUCUCUUCUCUAUUCUCAUCAACUCUCAUUCUCGUUUUGACCGGGGCUUUAAUCUUGCGCCGAGGAAGAUAGCUCGUUAUAAUUUUGGAGAAAACAAGUAGUUAUAACUUUAGAGAAAACAAGUGGAUCUAUAUACUCGUUGAAAACAAGACUGGUCUAGUUGUAUAAAGAGGUUGUUAAUUAAAGAAAUUAUAGAGUAAGUGGUAAAUCCUUAGUUGUAAUUAGUAGCUUUAAAUAGUUAAUUACAUUGCUUAAUUAAUAACUACAAGUUAAUUGCGCGUAUAGAAGUACAAGUAGAUUGUGAACAGACUAAGGACUUCGUGUUUAC
Messenger RNA from Dendronephthya gigantea, 1762 nucleotides. Its product is annotated as E3 ubiquitin-protein ligase MARCH4-like. Gene Ontology annotation, biological process: protein ubiquitination. The transcript has 3 exons. NCBI's taxonomy places the organism in Eukaryota, Metazoa, Cnidaria, Anthozoa, Malacalcyonacea, Nephtheidae. Gene Ontology annotation, molecular function: zinc ion binding; ubiquitin-protein transferase activity. The record is from RefSeq and is a predicted model, not a curated record. Bases 25 to 756 code for a protein of 243 amino acids.